This is a messenger RNA of Epinephelus lanceolatus (giant grouper), 1949 nucleotides long. RefSeq names its product homeobox protein Mohawk-like. The record is from RefSeq and is a predicted model, not a curated record. Gene Ontology annotation, molecular function: RNA polymerase II cis-regulatory region sequence-specific DNA binding; DNA-binding transcription factor activity, RNA polymerase II-specific. Lineage: Eukaryota; Metazoa; Chordata; Actinopteri; Perciformes; Serranidae. Gene Ontology annotation, biological process: cell development; regulation of transcription by RNA polymerase II; muscle organ development. Gene Ontology annotation, cellular component: nucleus.
ACUAAACCAGACAACAUCCUCUGACUUUUCAAACAUUAUUCUCUCGUAAGAGUGUGUCAUCAUCUCAGAAGAGGACGGGACACUUUUUUUUUUAACCCUUUUUAAAAUUACCUUUACAUCAAGUAUCCAGAAUGGGAACCUGCUGCUUCUUUUUACAUCUGGAAGUCUACUCAUGCACCUGUUGAUCUGUUGAGGAAAACUCUCUGCGUUUAACAAUGAACAAAGUCGCUGAGAUGAAGUCUGACGCUCUGCUUCAUUUGGAGGACAACAUGAGAGCAGAGGAGAGGAGCAGACUGAACUGUGUGGACUUACCUCAGAGCAGUUUAACAGACGAGCAGAACGCAGACCUGCUGCGAUGCCAGGACACCACUGACGACAGCUCUCCUAUCAAAUACAGAAGAUACGGGUCUCGUCUGGGGGGGGUCAAAGUUCGCCACAAGAGACAGGUGCUGCAGGACAUGGCUCGGCCGCUGAAACAUUGGCUGUACAAACACCGAGACAACCCCUACCCCACCAAGACGGAGAAGGUCUUGCUGGCUCUGGGCUCACACAUGACGCUAGUGCAGGUUUCGAACUGGUUUGCAAACGCCCGUCGUAGGCUGAAGAACACAGUGAGACAGCCCGACCUGAGCUGGGCCCUGAGGAUCAAACUGUACAAUAAAUACAUCCAGGGAAACGCUGAGAGGCUGAGCGUGUGCAGCGAUGACACAGACUCAGAUGAUGAAGAGUGUCCCUUACAAACUCCCAUCAGCCAAUCAGACUUCGUCAGGUCAUCUUCCCACAAGAACGUGCUUGAAAAGCAGGGCAGCGUCCUCGCCAUGGCAGACUCCGCCAACAGUGACGACAGCGCGUCACCCCCAUCCAAGUACAAGAGCAGUUUACUGAAUCGUUAUCUGAACGACACCCUGCGGCACAUGAUGGCGGCGAAGGCCGACAGCGUCACUACAGCUCGCAAGAGGAGGAGCCACUCCGAGUCAUUCAGCUCCAACGAGUGCGAUCGAGAUGUCGUCUCGCCAGCGUCAUCCUAUGAAACAGAGGCCAACUUUGUCUACCACAUGGACACAAUGGACUAUACUUCAACUAAAUGUGACAGGGAGCAGCAGCAGGGCCGAGGCCAGCAGAGACGAGGCGAUCAGGGCUGGAGGGAGAUCCACGCCGCUGUGGCUCUGACCAACUUGGCCCAGGGGCAGAGCUGCACGGCAGACCAGAGCAGCGUGACAGCGCCCAGAGCUGGCACGGGGCAGAGCUGCACCCGAGAGCCCUUCUCAGUUACGAGGACCGCUAUCAUAGACAGGAUGUGUGUCACAGGACCCACCGCCGCUCUGAGGCAGAGCUGCACCGCGGGGCCCACUCUCACCAGCCGCAUCAUCCAGAAGUCCUCUCAUAUCUCUGAGGUCCAGACUGUUAACGUGGCCCUGGCAAACAGUGUGUAGGCAUUUAAUUUGAGCAUCUGGUCUAUCGUUCCAUAUAGGAAUACCAGAUGCUUAAGUGCCUCGCACUAUCUGUACAGCCUCUGUUAUUUUGUAAUGCUGAUAAACUUUGACGUCUUCAAUCAUUUUUACAUUGUAAAAUGGAAAAACUAACCUAAUGCAGUUGAAUAUUUUCUACUGUUUUUGCCAUGUUUCUAAUGUCUUCCUAUUGCCGUCUGUUGCAGUAAGUUAUAUUAACUUCCAUGAGACCGGAUUAUCAUCCAGUGCUAAAGUCUGACAGCAGCUAUUUGAAUAAACCCAAUGUGAAAUCUUUUGACCAGUCGUUUGCUUUAAAUCAUUGCUUUGCAGUGGCUGGUGCUGCAUACUUAUGUUCUGCUGGACUGUAUUUAGUGGUAGUUUUCAUGUGUGCAAUUGUGGGCCUCGCAGUUUCAUUAUAUACUUUUAAAUUGCUUUUUAAAAGGUUGUAAUAUGGGCAGAAGGAUGCAGGCAUGGUAGACUGAGCACAGACAGUUCUUAACA